AUGGCCUCCACACCACCGCCGCCAUCUCCGUCUGCGAUUCGGGUACCUCGAGCACCUCGCCAUGGUGCCAAGUAUGAUGAUUGGGAACCUUACCCUACACGUUAUUCUACUAGACUUGCAAGUCAACGCGCAGCCAAGGAGGCUCAAUCUGCGCCACCUCUAAGUCACUCAACCUCAUCUGCGCAAUCUGGACGGCCCAAGAGAACUCUUUCGCCCUCUUCUCCUGGUACUGUCAAGCCCUCGUCUAAGAAGGCCGCACACAACCAUGCAUCUUCUUCUCGCAUUUCUCCCUUCGACUCUGCACCUUCACAUCCCCGCACUUCUGCAGCACCUUCGUCACGCUCGUCUGCAGAACGCGCUUUACCCACUCCUGUGAAAACCCCCUCAAAGAAGCAAGCCAUCAUUUCUUCGUCUGGAUCUGCUACACCCCGUACACUUUUCCCCCCAACAUCUACAUCCAAGCGCAGAAAAAUGGACAACCCGCGCACCUUUGAGGUUUUCUCUGACCACCCUUCGGAGAAAGGGUCUGGCUCGAAAGCAGGGACCUCUGUGGGCAACGCUGGCCAUGCGGAUUUGUUUGGUUCGAGCGGCAGUUCUCACUACCCUGCAAGUGAAUACAACCACCCCAGGGCUCCUGCCCCUAGCAUCUCGAUACAUACCGACUCCCGUGAUCGCAUCCCCGUGAACGCUGGUCCCAAGAACAACCCCUUCUACACUCCACCUGUUGACAUCGACACUCAAUCUGCUCCGUCGGGAAUUCCCAUUCAUACCGAUUCCCGUGAUCGUAUUCCCGCAAAUGCUGGUCCCAAAGGUGGUCUUUUCCGCACUGCCCCUGGUAUUUUGGAUGGAAGACCGGCGACACGAUCGACCCUGGUUGACGAAGAGACCCCUCGGGGUGCUUGUAGCCGUGGCAAGUCGGUCUACAAGUCCUUUGAUGACAUGGACGAGUCGGACGAUGAAGAUGAUCUUGGGCUAUUUGCUAAUCGUCCUGAUCUAUUGGCCAAGAACCCCAACUGCCUGAAGGGCAUCAAGCCUCUUAAGCGAAGCGAAAUCAAGCCAAAAGUUCUCUUCGCUCGUCCCGAUGGCAUCAGAGCAAGCUCACCCCCUCUUGAUCAAUCGCCGUCCAUCAUCCGUGGCUCCAACAACCCAGCGUCUCUCACUCAUGUUGAAGCCAGUGCCAACGACGACGAGGAGGAUGUCACCGAUGUGGAAGACAACGAAGCUGCUGACGAGGCGACCCACAACCCUGACAGCAGCCCCCUGGAACUCGGAAGUGUUUCCAGUUGUGGUGACAUCCCGUCUGUAUCAAACCCGUCUCUGGGUGUGACUCCUUCCCCAGAGGAAUCUUUCUACGAAGGCAGCCAGGAAGAAAACCCAUUCGCCGAGGUCGCCCAGGUCGCCGACCCCGGCGUGAGCACGGGCAGUCUUUAUGAAUGGUUGAGAUCCGGCAAAAAAGCCAAUGAUCGUGAGAAGGAAACUGCUUCUGACCGCAUGAAGCGUCAUCGGGAAACCCGUGGCAGUCCCUACCCCCGCACACGGAUGGCAAAGCUAGCUGAAGCUGCCGCUGGCCCUGAUGGUUCUGCCCAUGCUCCCGUCCGGGCUCCUACUCGUGCCUCUCUCCGAGCUUCUGCUCGAGCUGCUGCUAGCCCUUCCACUCCUGGGUCUUUGUGA
Penicillium brevicompactum is the source of this 1671-nucleotide messenger RNA. RefSeq lists its product as uncharacterized. Bases 1 to 1671 code for a protein of 556 amino acids. The record is from RefSeq and is a predicted model, not a curated record. The transcript has 2 exons. Lineage: Eukaryota; Fungi; Ascomycota; Eurotiomycetes; Eurotiales; Aspergillaceae.